UUUCCAAAACCACUGGUCCAUGUGUUUUUAAUUAGCCUUCGUGUUAGUUCUUAUUUACUACCCCUACAUCUCCAGUCCCACCCACUCUCUCACUCACUCUGUCUCUCUCUUUAUCCCCGUUUCCCUCUUUCCGCUUAUAUGUUGUGAAAGAUCAGUUCAGUCAUGAAGAGAGCACUUCACGGAGGAGCAUUUGAGGUUAUGGUCGCCCUUGACAACCAGCUGUCAAUAGUAAAAUGAGUGACGUCACCGCUGGGGGAUUUUCCACCAAAAAAAAGGAGCGAAAGAGCUGCACGGGAAAUGUGCCAGCCCCCUUUCACUGGAACGGCUGCCAAUAGGCGGCGUGAAGUAGCCGAGGAGCGCCAAUCGUCGUAAAGCAGGGAACAGCGAGUGUUCCUGGCUGUCAAGUUCAACCCAAUCAGGAGGCGGCGCUGUGGUUCGCGGCGUGGGCGGAAUCCCCUCGGUCAAUGUAGCAAUCGGAGAGAGUAACACACGUGGGUCAUGCACGGGCUGCUAUUGACUGUGACAUCCACAACAAUUCCGCCCGCUGCUCUGGAGUAAGACACAGACCGUGAGCAGGCGAUGCCGCCGCUAUGACACAUUCUGCCGCUGGUCAGUCGCUGGGAUGAUGUCUCGGAGAACUAUUUUACCUCGCUUCCCGGUAGCUCUAAGCAGUGCGUUAUUCAACUAGAUAACAAUAAUACCUCUAUCCCCAUCUUUCUCGUUUCUCGAGCGACUGGUGUCGGAUUAGAGUUCGGCUCAUCUAAUCUGCCGUAAUCUCGACUAAAUCUAUCUAAUUGUGCCGGCAAAGCACAUCCCCGGAGUUUGGUUGUUCUGUGCUGGGAACAGAGAUCCACGGCCGCGAACCCGAGAAACGAUUCUGCAGCAGCGCAUCCUGACGGACAGAGACCUUGGAUAAGCACCAAGCGCCUAGCGACCUAUAGUCAUAGCAACAGGUUGCCAAGUACUACAUACUACGAAUUUGGGAGAGGAAUACUACUCGAGGCUUGACAACAUGUCACCAGUCGAGGAACGGGAUGGCAGAGUGUGGAUGGGAAUCACAGCACCGACUGUGUGACCUGCUACGUCUUUUUUCUUCUUCUAAUCCGGCAUUUAACGUUGAAUGAGACGGCGAAUUUACGAACGUGCCCCGGAUAACCCGCGCGCUGUGGCAGCUGGCACGGCGAAUGACACAUUCUUACAUUAUUGGCAAAGGAGACCGUGGGCGCCUCCCGCUUUCCGCGUGGGGAGGGGGGAUUUUGGCUGCCGUUCCCUACUCGUAGUGAGGGUUUUGUCUUGUAUGAGGAGAGAAUAUAAAAUCGCCACAUUCCCUUCAAUGCCUAUGGAUUAACGCGGGGAGAAGAGGCGCUAGUUUUGGCUAGUCUUGUCGCAGCUCGCGGUCUCCCCCCCCUCCCCCCUGCAAAACCUGUUCUGGAGGGAGUGAUUUCGUUCAAGCUUCGCCCAAUUAUCUGAUAGCAGCAUUUAUUAAACCCCAUAACCCAAGCGCGUCAUCCUUUUACAAUCACGGCGCUAGGUUGUGUGUGUGUGUGUGUAUAGGACUGCGAAGGCAAGAACAAAACAAUUUUUUUUUGUAACUUUUUUUUUGGAAAAUCAUUAGAACAGCGCUAAAUAUAAAAAAAAAAUAAAAAAACACUGAGGUGAAAUGACAUAUCUGAUCGGGGCUAGGACGCUUGGGAUGGAAGAGGCUUCAGCGGACCGGAGCUGCUUGGCUGAUUUUGUCUGGAAUUCUGCCGCUUUAUAAAUGAUUCACGCGACCCGAUUUUUUUUAAAGAGUCUAAUUGUCAUCACGGUGGGAUAUUAGCAGUUGCGUGAGUGUGCUCCAGCGCGUGCAUCGCCAGUUACGAAUUGCCGAGGUGACGGCGAUCUCUAGACUUGGGGGGACAAAUUGGGAAAAUACCCUUUCAAAACGAAGUACGUGUAUCUUUAUUGAUUGGUCUUUGUUUCUUUUCACAUUUUUUGUGGAUCUUUUUUGACUGCUUGCGACCAGACCUUCUUCGCUGACUGAAUGAUCAUCUGUUGCUGCAACCGGCGCGAUUAAGAAGGGAUACAUGUUUUUUUAUUUCAUCAUUGACAGGAUCUUGGAUUCGGUGUAACUGUGGAAUGUAGAGGCUGAAUUUAUAAUUUUACGACUUUUACCAUUUCGGGGACUAGAAUUUCAGAGAGAUUGGAGACGAAAAUGGGAGAAAGAAUAUUACUACUGUUGUUGCUACUGUUGUCGUUGCAUGUCAGUCUCUGAUACUGCAGGCUAGCCGUACAUAAUGGUUCUUCCCGACGCUGCCGGCUUCUUUGAGAUACUCGCCUAAUUCCUUAUCAAACCAGACUGUAUCAUCUCUGCUGAGGAACGGGGUUUUUGACGUUUAGCAUUAGGAACAAUAAUCAAAAACGCCCGCUGGAUUUAUUUAAACAAAUUUUCCACCCCUGUCGGUCCUGUGUAAUUGAGGAUAAAUGUUGAUGAUGGAGGAGGACAACGAACUGGAGGCGCAUCAGGUUGAAAUCGAUCCCGAUUUCGAGCCACAAAGCCGGCCGCGGUCCUGCACCUGGCCGCUGCCAUGUCCGGAGGAUUUCCCCGGAGGAGACGAGGUUACCGGGGGUCUCCCACUGUCUUCCAUAAAGGUGGAGCCGGAUAAUGUUCCCGCAUGCAGAGGCGAGCGAAGCGGCGGCGCGCCGGCGGAACUGAAACAUCCAGCCGGCGCCCCGGCUCCCGCUGCCGGCGCCCUCCCGUGCCUGGCCGGCGCUGCGCUCGACGUGGCCGGUCAGUUGCGCAAAGCCAAGUCCUCGAGGCGAAACGCGUGGGGUAACCAGUCCUACGCGGACCUCAUUACCCGGGCCAUCGAAAGCACCCCGGAAAAAAGACUCACGCUGUCACAAAUAUACGACUGGAUGGUCCGAUUCGUUCCCUAUUUCAAGGAUAAAGGAGACAGCAACAGCUCGGCGGGCUGGAAGAACUCCAUCCGGCACAACCUGUCCCUGCACACUCGUUUCAUUCGCGUGCAGAACGAGGGCACGGGGAAGAGCUCCUGGUGGAUGCUGAACCCGGAGGGGGGCAAGGCGGGCAAGGCGCCGCGCCGCCGGGCCGUCUCCAUGGACAACAGCGCCAAGUACCUGAAGAGCAAAGGGCGAAUCAGCCGCAAAAAGGUGGCGGCGGGCCGGGCGGGGCUGGGGGCGGGGCUGCAGGGCUCUCCGGAGCAGGGCAGCCCCGCGGGGAAGGGCGGGGCGGCGGUGGGGGGCGGGGGCGGGGGCGGGGCGGAGGAGUUCGACGCCUGGACGGACCUGCACUCCCGGGGCAGCUCGUCCACCUCCACGCUGAGCGGCCGGCUCUCCCCCAUCCUGGCGGAGGCGGAGCUGGAGGAGGGGGAGGAGGAGGGGGGCGUGUCCUGCUCCGCCUCCCCGCGGCUGUACCCCAGCCCCUCCAGCGCCCGCUCGCCCGCGCUGGGCUGCCCCGCCGUGGAGCUGCCGCAGCUCACCGACCUCGCCGGCGCCAUCAGCCUGGAGGACCGUCUCCUGGACGACGGCUACCGCCAGCCCGCCCGCCACAAGCGCCCCGCCUUCCGCUACGGCCCGGCGGGCGGGGCCGGGGGCGGGGCGGUGUACGGCCAGCCCGCCCUCGGCAUGCUGCGGCACCACUCCCCCAUGCAGACCAUCCAGGAGAACAAGCCGGCCAGCUUCCAGGGGUCCCUGCGGGGGUACGGGGGCGGGAACGCCCUGCAGAACCUGCUCACCGCCCCCCAGUACUGCCCCAAGGACAUGAUGAUGCGGCCCGAGGGGGCGGAGCCAAGAGGCAUGAUGGCCCCGCCCACAUCCAGCAAUGGGGUGGGGUCACAUAAUCAUAGCCACACCCACAACCAUCACCCUGGUCACCACCACAACCCCGCCCACAACCACAACCCCACCCACAACCAUAACCCCGCCCACAACCACAAUCCAACCCACAACCAUAACCCCGCCCACAACCACAACCCAGCCCACAACCAUAACCCCGCCCACAACCACAAUCCAGCCCACAACCAUAACCCCGCCCACAAUCACAACCCCACCCACAACCACAAUCACAACCCCGCCCACAACCACAACCACCCUCACAACCACAACCCCAACCCCAGCCAGAACCACGCCCACUUGCACGGUGGUCGUCCCCGGCAACAGCCCCCUGCCCCCAGGGUGGGGGGGGGUCUCUUGCAGCAGCAGCCCUACGGCCUCAAGGCCCCUCCCGACCUGUACAGCACCCCCUCCCACGCCCACGCCCACCUGCCCGCCUCCACCGCCCUGCCCCCCAACCCGGCCGGCAUGCUGGGGGCCCCCCAGGACUCCUGUCACCUGGCAACUGCCCCCCACCCCCGCCACCAGCCGCCGUACCACAGUGUCCACGGUCACCACCACCACCAGGACAUGGCCGACGGCCGGCUCGGCCUCUACCACCACCACCACCACCCCCCCGGCGGGGGCGGGGGCGGGGCGGGCGGUUACCACGGUUACCACCACCCGUACCACCCCCACCCGCACCACCCCCACGAGCGGCUGCCCGCCGACCUGGACCUGGACAUCUUCCACGGAAGCCUGGACUGCGACGUGGAGUCCAUCCUGCUCAACGACUUCAUGGACGCGGACGAGAUGAUGGACUUCAACUUCGACUGCUCCCUGUCCCAGGGGGUGGGCAUGGGCAUGGGGGUGGGCAUGGGGGUGGGGAUGGGCGUGGGGGUGGGCAUGGGGAUGGGCGGGCUGACCGGCCCCCAGCAGACCCACAACAACCAGAGCUGGGUUCCGGGGUGAAGACCCCUCCUCCCUCGCCCGUGCCCCGCCCAACCAACCCCCCCCCACCCCCGAAAAACAGCCCGCGGCGGCAGGGGACAUUACCCACAAGCCCCGAAAGCUGUUGCCGGUGGGGGUGCCCCCCUCCCUCCGCCCCACCCCCGGGUGAACUGGCAGUUCCCGGCACUGCGCUUUCUGACUGCGAAUCUUCAGAUAAAACUGGAGUAAAAAAGAGAAAAAAUGGACUGAAACGCAGUCCCAAACAAAAUGCCCUCAACUGAUCUGUCUGUUGUUCCUCCCCCCCCCCACCCCCCCCACCCCAUCCCGUCCUGGUUUUUGCUGUCUUAUUUUGGUUUGUGGGAACAGUCGUGCUGUGAUGACAAUCUCAGAUGUUGCAACAAAACCCCUUCCCAAAUCUUCACCUAAAAACCCCUUCCCAAAUCUUCACCUAAAAACCCCCUUCCCAAAUCUUCACCUAAAAACCCCUUCCCAAAUCUUCACCUGAAAAACCCCAUCCCAAAUCUUCACCUAAAAAACCCCAUCCCAAAUCUUCACCUAAAAAACCCCAUCCCAAAUCUUCACCUAAAAAACCCCUUCCCAAAUCUUCACCUAAAAAACCCCUUCCCAAAUCUUCACCUAAAAACCCCUUCCCAAAUCUUCACCUGAAAAACCCCUUCCCAAAUCUUCACCUAAAAACCCCUUCCCUAGCUCUACCGCAAAACCCCUUCCCAAACUGUACCGAGAACCCCCACAGGCAACCGUCCAGCCGCACCCCCCCGCCCCCGCCCCCGCCCCCCCGGAUGCGCUCAAGCACUUUAAACACGUAGAACACCGCAGAGGGGGGGCUUGUCCCGAACACCACACUUCCUGUCUCCACAACGGCGAAAAACAUGGCACCAAAAAAGAUUGCAUACGCUCUCUCUCGCUCCCUCUAUCGCUCUCUUCCCCACUUUCUCUCUCCCUCUCUCUCUCCCUCGCUCUCUCUCUCUCUCUCUAUCACUCUCUUCCCGACUUUCACUCUCCCUCUCUCUCUCUCCCUCCCUUUCUCUUUCCCCCCUCUCUCUAUCUUUCUCUCUUUCUGACUCUCCCCUCACAAAAGAACAGGACUAUAUGACACAUGAGUUUCCCGAAAAAGAAAAGAAAUUUUAAAUAAGCACUAAACUGGUUUGUGGAUCUGUCAGUGUAGUUGCCUGUCU
This is a messenger RNA of Anguilla rostrata (American eel), 5960 nucleotides long. Its product is annotated as forkhead box protein O6-like. Gene Ontology annotation, biological process: regulation of transcription by RNA polymerase II. Bases 2464 to 4785 code for a protein of 773 amino acids. Gene Ontology annotation, molecular function: RNA polymerase II cis-regulatory region sequence-specific DNA binding; DNA-binding transcription factor activity, RNA polymerase II-specific. Lineage: Eukaryota; Metazoa; Chordata; Actinopteri; Anguilliformes; Anguillidae. Gene Ontology annotation, cellular component: nucleus. The transcript is spliced from 2 exons. The record is from RefSeq and is a predicted model, not a curated record.